AUGAACAUAUUUGACAUACUUAACUCUUAAUUUGUUAGUCAAACUCAAUAUGACACAAUUAUUGCGUAGUAGAAGGCAUACUAGCAAUAUUAUUCUUAGUUAUAAAGUGACCCUAAUAAGAUAGCAGAAAUCUGGCCUAUUGUGAGAUAGGCAGGAAUAUUAGAUAUCUGCUAUGAGAAUUAUAAGUAUUUUGCAAAAGAGAACAAGUUAAGUUCAUUAGAACCCAUUUAGAAGUUGAUGAGUAGUGCACUUGAAGAAGAAGGUAAAAUUGAUUAUUUGGCUGAUUUCGUCAAAUUUAUGGGAAUAAAAUAGGAUUACAGUCUAUUUGAUUAGGUGAGGACUGUGGUUGAAAAAUAUGAACUUGAAUACGACAUAUAAGAUCGACUUAAAUCAUUAAAUAAUUUGAAUUUCAAAGAGCAAUACUAAACAAUUACAAUAGAGUUAUUGAAAUUGUAUGCAGAAAAAGUGUAUUCAGAGGAGGGUUUCUUAAAUGAGCUAUUGGAAUUCGGAGCUGCUCUGGAAUCAAUUGAACCUUUGGCCAAAAAUAUUAUAUAAUAAGUUCAUGCAGACAGAACCAUCAAGAACAUGUUUGAAGCUGUGCUCUACUACCCUGAUACAAGUGAUCAUCUACACGAAUUUAAAUCUAGCAUGGAAGUAACUAAAAUGUAUGCCAAUAUGGAUUCAUGUUUGUAACAACAGAUGAAAAAGAGAUUAUUGAUUUCAGGAGUGAAUACUGAUACUAUUCUAAAAUUCUAUGUGAAUUUAUUGAAGGUGUUAUAGUUUGUAGAUUCGGACUACAUGGUAUUUGAUAAAGUCACUAAGCCAAUCAAAGAAUAUUUAUUAUAGAGAUCUGAUUUCUUAAGAUGCAUUAUCGGUAUCUUGACUUAAUAAAACUAUUCAACUGAUAAAGUUAUGAUAUUUGAAUAAUAAGAUUCAUCUGAUGAAGAAUCCUCUCAAGAAAAGGAUUUAACAAGUGUUUUAGUUAGUUUAUAUGGAUCUUAAGAAGCAUUUAUAAGUGAAUAUUAAAACAUGGUUGCUGAAAAGAUAUUGACUCCAAAAGAUUUCUCUUUAGAGUAAGAGAUUGCCAAUAUUGAACUCAUGAAGAUUCGUUUUGGUGAAUAAUCGAUGAAUACCUGCAGUAUUAUGAUGAAAGACAUUUAUGAAAGCAAACGUAUUGAUACUAAUAUUUAAUCAUUGACAACCCAAUUCAAUAUGUUGAAACCACUGUUUUUAAGCAAAACCUUCUGGCCAAUCAGUUAUGAAUUUAAACCUACAUUUAAGUUACCUCCAGCCAUUGAACAAUUAUUUAAUGAUUAUCAAAAAAGAUUCGAGAAAAUCAAGACUAUGCGUUCUUUAUUAUGGCAUCAUGACUUAGGCAGUGUCACUUUGGAUUUGACUUUCGAUAAUGGAGAUUUUGAAUUCAAAUGUUUGCCAAUUCAUGCUUGUAUAAUUGGAUAUUUCAAUGAUGAUGAUUCUAAGGGAUUGUACAGUGAUGCCCUGGCUUAAUAAUUACAAAUGAACCAUGAAGAUUUGAAGAGGAGAAUGCAAUUUUGGGUUUAGAAAGGAGUCAUUAGAGAAUAAAAAGGUGAAAAUGAUGUAAUUUGCUAUACAUCUGUCAAAAUAUAUGUUCCUUAAUCUUGUGAUGAUUUAUUGAUUGAAGAAAUACCUGAAGACUUGUUUGUCUCAUCUACUAAUUUCUUAUAGUCCAACCAACUUAUUCAAUAAAUUUCUCAUAAUUUGAUUGAAUUGUUAAAAUAAACAGGCACUCUGAAAAUUGAGAAGAUUGUUCAGUUGUUCAAAACAACUUUCAAAAGUGAAUUUUCAACUCCUAUCACCGAAAACAAUAUAAAGGAAGCUAUUAAAAUAUUGAUUCAAAAGGGAAAAUUAUAAGGGUCAGAAUACAUAGAAUUAAAAUAAUGA
This is a messenger RNA of Paramecium tetraurelia, 1920 nucleotides long. RefSeq lists its product as uncharacterized. Gene Ontology annotation, biological process: ubiquitin-dependent protein catabolic process. The record is from RefSeq and is a predicted model, not a curated record. Gene Ontology annotation, cellular component: anaphase-promoting complex. The transcript is spliced from 3 exons. Gene Ontology annotation, molecular function: ubiquitin protein ligase binding. Lineage: Eukaryota; Ciliophora; Oligohymenophorea; Peniculida; Parameciidae.